AUUUUUUGUUUUUGUUUUCUCGUGUAGACGCGUUUUUUGUUACAUUUGUUUCAUGUUUAAUGUGCAAUGAAUGCCGUCUUAAUUUAAAACACACACAUAUGAAUACUUAAAUGCAGAAAAUAGACAUUUGUGGAUAACAAAACGUUGAAACAACCAUAGCGGGCAAUCGAAUGGCCGAAACUUUAAAACUGCUGCGCCAUCAACACCAUCAUCAUCAGUCCCAUUGCCAUGUGCGAGUGCAAUUCCUACGAAGGACCUGCCCGUGGCAUCGCCUUUUGCGCCUCGCUGCCCUGCUGUUGCUCCUUUGCGGUUCGCCUGCUGCCGCCACGCCGGGAUCAGCGAACACGCGGUGCGAUGCAGACCGAUUCCAGUGCAGAGACGGAAGCUGCAUCUUACAGGCGAAGAUGUGCGACGGACGUCGAGACUGCCCAGACAACACAGACGAAUUGGAAUGCGACUACAAGCUGUGCCGCCAGCCGCAUUGGUUCCAGUGUGCCCAGCCACACGGUGCCUGCCUAUCGGCAGAACUAAAAUGCAACGGCAUCGAUAACUGUCCCGGCGGUGAGGACGAGUUAGACUGCCCCGAACGACCCCAACGGCCAGGCGGGAGCAAGCCAACGGGCAACACGAAGCGCAACUGCAGCGUCUACGAGUACACCUGUCAGACGGAACGAUCCUGCAUACCCCUGGACUUUAUGUGCGAUGGCAAGCGGGACUGUCGCGAUGGCUCCGAUGAGCUAGAUGGCUGCAAACAAGCCCAGACCAAAUGCACAGGAUUCUUUUGUAGCAAUAACAAGUGCCUGGAGCGCAAGCAAUGGGUGUGUGACGGCGUUGAUGACUGUGGUGAUGGCAGCGAUGAGCAUGGCUGCGUGGAACUCUGCAAGCCGGAGCUCGGAAAGUUCAUGUGUCGCAAUCAGGCGGCCUGUUUGAGCCUAGAUCUCGUUUGCAAUGGCAAGGCCGAUUGUACGGACAGUAGCGAUGAGUCAGAAAGCUGUCAUGCCAAGCCAGACUGUAGUAGCAAGCAGUGUCCGGCCGGAGCCAAGUGCCAGAUGAUGCCCACCAGCGGAGCUGAGUGCUAUUGCCCACCAGGUUUUCGCCAGGCGCGCUUUCAAAAUGUAUGCGAGGAUGUGAACGAGUGUCAAGAGCGCGAAGAUGUUUGUAGCCAGAGUUGCGAGAACACCUCCGGUGGUUAUCGAUGUACCUGCGCCUCUGGCUACCAGCUGGACGCAAACAACCGCACCUGUCGCGGUCAGGGUGAGGAGGAACCUCUGUUGCUCUACACCACCCAGAUGGCGGUUAUGGGCGUUCAUUUACGCCAACAGCGCGUUUUCACAGUGGCCAGCAAUUUGACGAAAGUGAUUGGAGUGGCCUAUGAUGGGGGCUACAUAUAUUGGACCAACAUACAGAACGAAGCUGAGAGCAUUGUGCGAGCCAAGCCCGAUGGCAGCAUGGCCGAAAUAUUGCUAACGUCUGGCCUGGAUGCACCCGAGGACCUUGCCGUUGACUGGCUAACCGACAAUAUCUACUUCUCGGACAACAUUAUGCGGCACAUUGCUGUCUGCUCCAACGAUGGCAUGACCUGUGUGGUUCUCGUUACCAAAGAUGUACAUCAGCCGAGAGGCAUUGCGCUUUGGCCACAACGUGGACAGAUGUUCUGGACAGACUGGGGGAGCAAGCCAAUGAUAGCACGUGCCUCUAUGGAUGGCAUGCACUCGCUACCAAUUGUCACGGAGAAUAUCCAUUGGCCCAAUGGCAUUGCGCUUGAUAUGCAUCAGGAGCGAAUUUACUGGGUGGAUGCCAAGCUGGGCACUGUUGAGAGCGUACGAUCGGACGGCACAGGACGCCAUACAGUGCUCGAUGGCAUGCUGAAACAUCCCUAUGGCCUGGCCCUGUUCGAGGAUGACCUGUACUGGUCGGAUUGGGGCACGAAGAGCGUCCAUGUGUGCGACAAGUUUACGGGAAAGCGACAUCGUGUUAUUACACGCGAUCGGACCAUCUAUGCGGUGCACGUAUAUCAUCCAGCCAAGCAGCCUAGGCUCUCCCACGCCUGUCUCUCUUCGCGCUGUUCGCACCUCUGUCUACUUGCGGAAAGUAAUAGCUUUACCUGUGCCUGUCCCGACGGCAUGCGUCUAUCCGAGGAUCAGCGACGCUGUGUUAAGUCCGCAAAGCGCCAACGCCUUUUUGUGGGUUUGCGCAAUGUACUCCUAGAGAUCGAGCACACGGCCUUCGGCCGACAUGUGGUCAGUGCCCACCACACGUUGCCGUAUGUGGUCAACGAAUUGGCCUACAACAGCGUCAAUGGUAGCGUAUUCAUUGCGGACAAUGUGCAACGUACCUUGGUUGAGUUCGAUCCGGUACAGCACACGCUCUCAGUCCUGACGACUGGAAAUAUUGGUAAUGUGACAGCUCUAGCUUUUGAUGAGCUGGCGCACAAUCUCUAUUGGAGCGAUGCGGAGCGACAUGUGAUUGAGGUGAUGUCUCUGCGUACACAUCAGCGCGCCAUUGUACGCUUCUUUGCUGGUCUGGAGGCACCCAUUGGACUGUCGGUUAUGCCGGCGGAUGGUUUCAUGUACGUAGCCUUGCGAGCUCGUCGCCAUGUGCACAUUGAUCAGUUAGCCUUGAGCGGUCAUGGACCUCAGACGCAUGUCUUCGAUGAUGAAAUUGGGGAUGACGAUAUUAAGAUGACCUCGGAUCACACUAGUCACACGCUUUUUUGGUCCGACAGCGAUACGGGACGCAUCUCGUUCACGGACUAUCGCAGCGCGCAUGCGUAUCCCUUCCGCGGCAAGCUGCGACGUCCGUAUGCGAUAGCGUUGGUCGACCAAGAUCUGUUCUGGACGGAGUUGGGGUCGCAGGCGGUCUAUUGGACUCAUAAGAGCAAUAUGGGACCCAAAAAACGCAUUGAUAUCGAGGCAACGAAGGAUGCCUUUGCUCAUGCACUGCCCACGCGCAUUCCUCUGGCGGCAAGCAUGCCUGUGAGUAGGGAGGAUCAUCCAUGCCAGCAUAACAAUGGCGGUUGCUCGCAUGUCUGCGUCAGUGAUGUCCGCUUCAUGAGCGCCUGUCUAUGUCCCGCCGGAUUCGUUUAUCGUGAUGCUAUGAAUCGCAGCUGUAUUGAAGCAUUGGACUGCGAAUUCCGCUGUCGUUCUGGCGAGUGCCUUACACUCUCACAUCGCUGCAAUGGACGCAAAGACUGCCCGGACAACUCGGAUGAAAGUGGCUGCGAGGCAAUUGGGGAUCGGCGACGCCCGAAGGUCAUUUGUGCCAUAAGCGAGUUCAGCUGUCACGAUAGUUUGCAGUGCUUGAAGAUGGAUAAACGCUGUGACGGUCAUGUGGAUUGCCAUGACAAGUCCGAUGAGCUACAUUGUGCAAACUUUGACAAGACAAAACGAUGCCACAAUCAUCAACAUGCCUGUGACAAUGGCAAGUGUGUAGACUACAGCGUCAUGUGCGAUGGCCGUAACGACUGUGGCGACAACUCUGAUGAGUCCCACUGCAAGCGUCCAAUUGGCCCCGGCACCGAUGCGCGUCCACCCUGCGGCGCAGGAUUCUUCCAGUGCACCAGUGGGUCAUGUAUAGCCAGCAGCUGGGAGUGCGAUGGCAAGAUCGAUUGCAGUGAUGCCUCCGACGAGCAUGACAAGUGCGGCACUCGCGAGUGCCCGGCCCACAUGCAUCGCUGCCUGUUGGGUCAAUGCCUGGACGCCCGUCUUGUUUGCGAUGGCCACAACGAUUGCGGUGAUCAGUCCGAUGAGCUUAAUUGCGACUUAGCAACUGGUCGACGCAAGCCCACGGUUGGCUCUUCGAGCAUCAGCUGCGGCAAUGAGACCACACCCAUGUUCCAGUGCAGCAGUAAUUUGCAGUUGUGUCUGGACCCCGCUGUCAAAUGUAAUGGCACCGCCGAAUGUCCCCGCGGGGAGGAUGAACAUGACUGUGGCGAGGUAUGCAGCAUCUACGAGUUUCAAUGUCUGGACAGCAAGCAGUGCAUUCGCAUGGACUUCCGUUGUGAUAAGGAGCGAGACUGCGUUGAUGGUUCCGAUGAGCUAGACUGUGCCAGUUUCCGCAACGCCACUGCGACUGGUAAUAGCAGCAUGCCCUGGACCAGCACCGAACGGGCUUGCAAGCCACAUAUGUUUGACUGCAAGGAUGGCGAGUGCGUGGAAAUGUCUCGGGUGUGCAACAGCUUUGCGGACUGUGCGUCCGGCAUUGAUGAAGGUCCCCAAUGUGCGAGUGCCUGCCGUGCGACCACUGGCCGGGCAGUGUGCGAGCACAAGUGUCGCGCCACGCCCACCGGUGCCGUCUGCUCCUGCUUCGAAGGAUAUCGGCUGGACAGCGAUUUACGCUCAUGCAUAGAUGUGGACGAAUGUGCGGAGCAAGAACCAUGCGCUCAGCUCUGUGAAAACACGUUGGGCAGCUACAGCUGUCAGUGCUACCCGGACUUUAUGCUGCGACAGGAUCGUGUCAGCUGCAAAAGCAUCGAGAGCUCGGCCACAUUGCUCUUCACGAGCUACAACGAGGUACGCAACAUGAGCGAGCAACCAAUGUCGCUGAGCGUUGCCUGGUCGGCCAAUGACACUCGCAUCAAUGGCUUCGACAUAAACAUGCGCCAGCAGCUGGCCUACUUUAGUAGCGAAGAUGAGGAUGUGAUCUAUCAACUAGACUUGCGCACAGGUCGUGUGCUGGCUGGCCUAUCGGUAGUAUCACCCACAAAGAUGGCCCUCGACUGGGUAGCCAAUAAUUUGUAUGUCAUAUCUCGUACCUCGCCCCACCAAAUUCGCGCCUGUUCCUUUACGGCCAAAAUGUGCGGUCGGAUCUUGGAUGCCCCGGCGCGUUUUAAUAUCAAAACCCUGACCAUAGACGCCUACCAUCGACGGCUCUUCUAUGUGACGGUGCGUGCGGAGUCCUUUGGACAUCCACAGUCACAGAUUUCGAUGGCCCGCUUGGAUGGUAGUAAGCGGGAAGCAAUCGCGCACAAGUCUAGCUCCUAUGUGACGGCCCUCGCCUUGGAUCCGCACAAACAGAUGCUCUACUAUGUCGACCUACACACGCGAACACUUGAAUCCAUAAGCUAUCGGACCCGUGGUGGUCCUAGCCGGAAACCACGUAUAUUGCUCCAGAAAGGCAACGCCGUCUUGCAUCCCUCAGGUCUGAGCGUGUACGAGAACUAUGCCUACAUCGUUAACAUUGGCUCCAAGGAGGCUGUGCGCUGCCAGCUCUAUGCUAGCCGCGCUUGCAAGGCUUUCAACCUGAACAUUCUCAAUGCCGAGGACAUUCUAGUGGCGGGUCAGUCCCGUCAGCCGAUGCCGGAAUCGAAUCCCUGUCAACAUGCUCACUGUAAGGGCAUGUGUGUGCAGGCGUCCUUCGGAUACGAGUGCAUGUGCGGUGAUGCGGUGAUCGCCGAGGGCUCCCAUUGCGCCCACACUAAUCGCAACGAGAUAACCAAGGGUGCACUGUUAGCUAAGAUGGACGGAGGCGAGGUGGAGCAUAAGACCAGCAGCCACAUAUGGCUGAUAACCGUCGUUGGACUGUUCCUUAUAUUGGGCGCCUUGGGCGGGUACAUGUACUAUCGCCAGCAGCGCGGCCAUCGCGAUCUCAAUAUUAACCUGCAUUUCCAGAAUCCGCUGGCGACGUUGGGCAGCAAAUCAAUGGCCAGCGACACGAGCACGGCCACCAGCAGCACGAGCAACAACAGCCAUGCCACCACAGCCGCCUCCUUUACUGCCGAGCGCGAAACGAUGCAAUUCGGUAUGGCGUCGAUUCAGAGAUUUUGGCGCGGUCGCCCGUCCGCACCCCACGAGAUGGGCUCGGAGAUUCUGCUCGAAACCGCAAGAGCAGAUGAAAUACACGCGCUGGGGAAGUCACGGACCGGAAGCGUCCCAAAUGUCAUGGUGGCAGGCGAUGGCAAUGAUCCCGCCGACUCCGGGCUGUACGGCGGAGGUUACGCAGGCGAUGAUGCGCAUGCACGACUUGUGCCCUGAAUGAGCUCAAUAUUUUGGACUCAGUAUUUUCGUUUCGUUUUUCAUUUUGUUAUUCAAUAUUUAGAUCUAUUUAUUUCAUGUGUAAGAACAUGUGGGGCAAACGAACCAUUCCGUGUAUGUAUGUAUGUAUCUAUGUAUGUAUGUGUGAAGAGCAGAGGAUUAAUAUUAAAUCAGUACAUGUGUACUAUGCUUAUAGCUUUGUUAACACUAAUAUUGUUUAGCGCCGUUGCGCCAUUUAAAAAUCAUCCUUUUCCGUUAAUACUUUCAUUUCCAAUCCAAAAUUGUAUCACCAGAAGCUUCAAUUAUUAUCAAAAUAUAAACUAUUUUUUAAAAAGCAAA
Messenger RNA from Scaptodrosophila lebanonensis, 6311 nucleotides. RefSeq names its product putative vitellogenin receptor (gene yl). Gene Ontology annotation, molecular function: protein binding; calcium ion binding. The record is from RefSeq and is a predicted model, not a curated record. The transcript is spliced from 6 exons. The coding region runs from base 171 to 5972 and encodes 1933 amino acids. NCBI's taxonomy places the organism in Eukaryota, Metazoa, Arthropoda, Insecta, Diptera, Drosophilidae.